AUGAGUCAAGACGGUACCAACAAACAGGACAAGUCCAUCCCUAAUCUUGAAGCCCUUCUCAGUGGCACCCCCUACCUUAGGGGGAUGUGCCAUGACCUCCAUCCCGAAGACUCACUAGUCAAGGAGGUUCACUCGAACUGUCUGAGCAACAGUCACGCUGAUAAGAUCAGACACGUUCUGGCGCUCCCGAUCAAGCGCUUCUUCCGGCCCAACGAGGAUCCCGGUAUGAUGAGCAAUGUCUUCAAAGCUCUAUUAAGAUGGUCGACUACCGUUGUUCUGAUCGGAAAUUGCAAGGCCAACUCUGACAGUGAGUGUGACACAGUGCAGAUGGGACCACUUCUCACCCAUCUGCUAAAUUGUGCUCAGGCCACCUCAAGGAAGUCCUUCGGCCCUAAUGGUCGAGCCUCGGGUCCUUAUGGCGCCAUCGAGUACCACAAUCUCAUCCAAGAGAGGGUUGUCGACCUUUUGAGGCAAGGAAAGUCCUUGCCCAGAGCAAUGUUGAAGAUGGCCAAAUACCAUGACGAUCUCAGCAUUCGUGCCAGUGAAGCGGCCGCUGAAGCCAGGAGUAAGUCGCAGAGUAGCUUCAGAAGCAACCCAUCCGCUGAGACCAAACGCCGUGGUCAGAAGCAACACCGUAAGGGCGGAGACCGGCGUGAACCACCCAAUAAGAAGCCUCGUGGCGGUGAGAAAGGUGCCAAUUCUGAGGCCACGUCCUCGACCAAGGCUAAAGAUCACAAGUAA
This is a messenger RNA of Perkinsus marinus ATCC 50983, 741 nucleotides long. RefSeq lists its product as hypothetical. NCBI's taxonomy places the organism in Eukaryota, Perkinsozoa, Perkinsida, Perkinsidae. The coding region runs from base 1 to 741 and encodes 246 amino acids. The transcript has a single exon. The record is from RefSeq and is a predicted model, not a curated record.